AUGGAUUCAGAAAAAGAGAUAUCCCGGGAAGAAAUCGUAGAUCCUCCGCUCUUCGGAGGAGAUGAAGCGCUUCGACUAGUGGGAACUCAAGCACAGAAAUUUAGUGAAGAAUAUAAUCGAAGACUCAGGAACAAACUCGACAAGGUUAUUAUUCCAAUAACUGCUGCGGUGUACUUCACCCAGUUUUUGGAUAAAACAUCGCUCAAUUAUGCGAGCAUCAUGGGGUUUCCGGUAACUGGACAGAAUUACAAUUUAGUUUCAAUGGCGUUCUAUCUCGGUUUUAUAGUUUGGGAAUUCCCCACAGUAUAUAUCGCCCAGAAGCUCAGGCUUGGGAAAUACCUUGGCGUGAAUAUUAUCAUAUGGGGCGUCGUGCUCCUCUGUCAUGCGUUUGCAAACUCCUUUAAUGCCUUCUUCGCGCUUCGCUUUAUUCUUGGGAUGUGCGAGAGCUGUGUGUCUCCUAUCCUGAUAUCGAUAAUAUCCAUGUUUUAUAGAAAAAAUGAACAAGUGGUCCGCAUUGCAUAUUUUUACACGAUGCUUGGCUUUACUCAGGUCUUCGGAGGCUUCAUAGCUUAUGGAAUUUCGUUUUACAACGGAGGUGCCAUGGCACCAUACAGGAUUGUCUACUACCUUCUUGGCGGCCUUGCAAUCCUCGUUGGAACAAUAGUAUUAACCUGUUUACCAGAUUCGCCUGUCAAUGCCUGGAUCCUUACAAAGGAGGAGCGCAUUGCAUCCCUAGAGCGGGUCAGGGAUGACCAGGGUGGUACAGAGAACAGGAAGUUCAAGAAAGAACAAGUCAUCGAGGCACUUCUGGAUGUCCGAACUUGGUUGAUCGUGCUUGCAACCAUGCUGACCGAUAUCCCUAGUGGUGGUCUCACCAACUUCAGCAAUAUUAUCAUAAAGAAUUUCGGAUAUACAUCGAGGCAGACUUUGAUCCUUGCUACUCCCGCUGGAAUUGUGGAGGUUUUUUCAGUGGUGAUCUGCGGUUACUACUCUGAUAAAAAGGGAGAACGCAUGUUACCAGUGAUUUAUGCAACUCUCCCAACCCUUCUGGGCGUCGCUCUGAUGAUUGGCUUCAACAAUAGCGGACAAAAAGGAGUUUUACUAUUUGGUUCAUAUCUCAUAGGCUCGUUUGGAAGCACAUUAUCUACCAUCUAUGCAUACAAUGCCAGCAACACGAGCGGUUACACGAAGAAGCUCACCAUCAACGCGCUCACCAUGAUCUUUUUCUGCGUUGGAAACAUCAUUGGCACUGAAAUUUUCCAACCUAAAGAUGCACCAGCAUAUAUCCCAGGCAAGGCUGCCAUUAUGGUUUUGCUUUCAACGCAGAUCGGGGUAGCAUAUAUUCUGCGUCGUAUUAAUGUGAAGCUAAAUAUUAAACGACGAGCGAUGAUAGAAGAGAUUAAGAGGGAGAAGGGUUGGACCGAUGACGACGUUCAGAAGGAAAAGGAGCGUCGUGCAUUCGCCGACAUGACAGACAAGCAGUAA
This is a messenger RNA of Suillus bovinus, 1485 nucleotides long. RefSeq names its product MFS general substrate transporter. Bases 1 to 1485 code for a protein of 494 amino acids. NCBI's taxonomy places the organism in Eukaryota, Fungi, Basidiomycota, Agaricomycetes, Boletales, Suillaceae. Gene Ontology annotation, biological process: transmembrane transport. Gene Ontology annotation, molecular function: transmembrane transporter activity. The transcript is spliced from 17 exons. Gene Ontology annotation, cellular component: membrane. The record is from RefSeq and is a predicted model, not a curated record.